Messenger RNA from Knipowitschia caucasica, 906 nucleotides. The record is from the annotation of a GenBank genome assembly. Lineage: Eukaryota; Metazoa; Chordata; Actinopteri; Gobiiformes; Gobiidae.
AUGAGCCAGACACAUUUUUUGUGUUGCAAAGGAACAACAUCAACCCCUGGUGGGGGCGCCCUCCUCCAGGACAAGCACAAGUCAGUUCUGGCAGGCAUGAGUAGUGCCGUUCACCAAAUCUUCAUAACCAGUGACCCAAACAUUCCAUACUUCCUUCGGGUGGACUGGUCAGGUGACCUUGGUGCUGGGUUUACACUUUUUUUGACCAAUGGCAGUGCUGCCUGGACUGGAGAAGUUUCAGAAGAAGAGGUCACAAAAGGAGCGAGUGACACUGGAAUCUGCAGAAAGGAAUAUGUCGAAGAGCUGCAUAAAACUUUAAUUCGAGAUAUGAAAGGAAGCGGGCAUUCAGAAAGGAGCAAGUAUUCAUUCCAACUCUCUUCAGAUCUGCUAACAUAUCAAAAGACAUCUGACAAUGCCUUGGUAAAGUUGGGAUCUGUGGAGCUCCAGCCAGCACCAGACCCCCUGGAGCUAAAUCGCGAGAUGAUAAGCCAAUCCCUUAACCGUAACUUGGAUCUGGAGGCAAAAAACUCUAAGCUUUUGGCAGAGGAUUCUGAACUCCAAAAAGAGCACAGGCAGAUUCUUAAAGAGCUGAAAAUACAUGUCAAAAAUAAGAAUCUUCUGGAAAAGAAAAUGUAUUCCAAUUUUAUGAUGAUUCUCAAUGACAAAAAGUCCAAGAUCAGGGAGCUGCAGGAGACUGUCCGCAGCUUGCAACAGACCAGUGACCAUCCCAAAGCCAAAGUGAGGAAACAAAGGCUCUGUACUGAGGAGGAGAGCAGCCUGGACACAAGCCACUUUCAAGAUCCAACCAUUCCUAUUACAGAUCAUAAUCAGGCAUGCCAUGGGAUCUCUGUUGACCAGAGUUUUUCUUCCUCUCAAGAAAGUCCAGAACCAGAUGCACAGGCCUGA